Elephantulus edwardii (Cape elephant shrew) is the source of this 5030-nucleotide messenger RNA. It is a transcript of the gene PTPN23, whose product is annotated as protein tyrosine phosphatase, non-receptor type 23. Bases 105 to 5030 code for a protein of 1641 amino acids. NCBI's taxonomy places the organism in Eukaryota, Metazoa, Chordata, Mammalia, Macroscelidea, Macroscelididae. The transcript is spliced from 25 exons. Gene Ontology annotation, cellular component: endosome. Gene Ontology annotation, molecular function: protein binding; protein tyrosine phosphatase activity. The record is from RefSeq and is a predicted model, not a curated record. Gene Ontology annotation, biological process: early endosome to late endosome transport; protein transport to vacuole involved in ubiquitin-dependent protein catabolic process via the multivesicular body sorting pathway; protein dephosphorylation.
AGCGACUUCCGGCGUGGAGGGGCGGGGCGGGGCGCGCGGCCCAGCCAGCUGCCGAAGCAGCAAGGGGAGCGGCCCGGCGGCCGGGGGGCAGUGCAUCAGCGGCCAUGGAGGCCGUUCCCCGCAUGCCCAUGAUCUGGCUGGACCUGAAGGAAGCCGGUGACUUCCACUUCCAGCCCGCUGUGAAGAAGUUUGUGCUGAAGAAUUAUGGAGAGAAUCCAGAAACCUACAAUGAGGAGCUGAAGAAGCUGGAGUUACUCAGACAGAAUGCAGUCCGUGUGGCACGGGACUUUGAGGGUUGCAGUGUCCUCCGCAAGUACCUGGGCCAGCUCCACUAUCUGCAGAGUCGUGUCCCCAUGGGCUCGAGCCAGGAGGCUGCUGUGCCUGUCACCUGGACAGAGAUCUUCUCAGGCAAGUCUGUGUCUCAUGAGGACAUCAAGUAUGAGCAAGCCUGCAUCCUCUACAACCUUGGGGCUCUGCACUCCAUGUUGGGGGCCAUGGACAAGCGGGUGUCUGAGGAGGGCAUGAAGGUCUCCUGCACUCACUUCCAGUGUGCGGCCGGCGCCUUUGCUUACCUGCGCGAGCACUUCCCCCAGGCCUACAGUGUGGACAUGAGCCGCCAGAUCCUCACUCUGAAUGUCAACCUCAUGCUGGGCCAGGCUCAGGAAUGCCUCCUGGAGAAGUCGAUGCUGGACAACAGGAAGAGCUUCUUGGUGGCCCGCAUCAGUGCCCAGGUCGUUGAUUACUACAAGGAGGCCUGCCGGGCGCUGGAGAACCCGGACACCGCCUCGCUGCUGGGCCGCAUCCAGAAGGACUGGAAGAAGCUCGUGCAGAUGAAGAUCUACUACUUUGCAGCCGUAGCUCAUCUGCACAUGGGGAAGCAGGCAGAGGAGCAGCAGAAGUUCGGGGAGCGGGUUGCAUAUUUCCAGAGUGCCCUGGACAAACUCAAUGAAGCUAUCAAGUUGGCCAAGGGCCAGCCGGACACUGUGCAGGACGCGCUUCGCUUCGCUAUGGAUGUCAUUGGGGGAAAGUACAAUUCUGCUAAGAAGGACAAUGACUUCAUCUACCAUGAGGCAGUCCCACCACUGGACACCCUUCAGCCUGUAAAAGGAGCCCCCCUGGUGAAGCCCUUGCCAGUGAACCCCACAGACCCUGCAGUCACAGGCCCUGACAUUUUCGCCAAAUUGGUGCCCAUGGCUGCCCAUGAGGCCUCGUCACUGUACAGCGAGGAGAAGGCCAAGCUACUUCGGGAAAUGAUGGCCAAGAUUGAAGACAAGAACGAGGUCUUGGACCAGUUCAUGGACUCCAUGCAGCUGGAUCCUGAGACGGUGGAUAACCUUGACAUGUACAGCCACAUCCCGCCUCAGCUCAUGGAGAAGUGUGCCGCCCUCAGUGUACGGCCUGACACAGUCAGGAACCUUGUUCAGUCCAUGCAGGUGCUGUCAGGCGUAUUCACGGAUGUGGAGGCCUCCCUGAAGGACAUCAGGGAGCUGCUGGAAGAGGAGGAGCUGCUAGAGCAGAAGUUCCAGGAGGCAAUGGGUCAGGCGGGGACCAGCCCAGCAGCCCCCAAAGCCGAGCUGGCAGAGGUGAGGCGAGAAUGGGCCAAGUACAUGGAGGUCCACGAGAAGGCCUCCUUCACCAACAGUGAGCUGCAUCGCGCCAUGAACCUGCACGUGGGCAACCUGCGCUUGCUCAGUGGGCCUCUGGACCAGGUCCGGGCUGCCCUCCCCACCCCCGCGCUCUUUCCAGAGGACAAGGCCGUGCUGCAGAACCUAAAGCGCAUCCUGGCUAAAGUGCAGGAGAUGCGAGAUCAGCGCGUGUCCCUGGAGCAGCAGCUGCGGGAGCUUAUCCAGAAAGAUGACAUCACUGCCUCGCUGGUGACCACAGACCACUCGGAAAUGAAGAAGCUGUUUGAAGAGCAGCUAAAGAAGUACGACCAGCUGAGGGUGUACCUGGAACAGAACCUGGCCGCGCAGGACAACGUCCUCCGAGCACUGACGGAGGCCAACGUGCAGUAUGCAGCCGUGCGGCGAGUCCUCAGCGAGCUGGACCAGAAGUGGAACUCCACGCUGCAGACACUGGUGGCCUCCUACGAAGCCUAUGAGGACCUGAUGAAGAAGUCUCAGGAAGGCAAAGACUUCUACGCAGACCUGGAGAGCAAGGUGGCUGCGCUUCUGGAACGGGCCCAGUCUACCUGCCAGGCCCGGGAGGCCGCCCGCCAGCAGCUCCUCGACAGGGAGUUGAAAAAAAAGCCGCCACCACGACCCACAGCUCCAAAGCCACUGCUGCCACGCAGGGAGGAGGGGGAGGUGGAGCCGGGAGACCUGCCUGAGGAACUGCGCAGUCUUCCCCAUGAUAUGGGGGCUGGGCCACGACCCCCCGACACCUUCCUGGCAGCAGCUACCCCCCUCCACUUUACUCCCACCCCCUUCCCUAGCUCCACAGGCCCAGGCCCUCACUAUCUCCCAGGCCCUUUGCCCCCUGGUACCUACUCGGGUCCUACCCCACUUCUCCAGCCCAGGGCCCCUCAAGUCCCAGGGCCCCCCGCAAUGGCUGUGGCUCCUGGGCCUGCCCUCUUUGCUACCCCUGCCUACACUCCAGAGCUGGGCCUUGUGCCGAGGUCCUCCCCCCAGCAUGCUGUGGUGACUGGUCCCUAUGGAGGGGUAGGGCCACUGCCACCAGUUGCAGGUUUGCCCUCAGCCCCACCUCCCCACUUCUCAGGCCCUGAGUUGACCAUGGGGGUCAGACCAGCCACCACCACAGUAGACAGUGUCCAGGCCCCCAUCCCAAGCCAUCCAGCUCCAAGGCCCAACCCUACCCCCGUUCCUGCCCAGCCUUGCUUCCCUGUGCCCCCACCACAGCCACUGGGCACACCCUAUGCCUACCCAGUGGGGACCAAGCAGCCCCUCCCUGUCCCCCCAGCCCAGCACCACUUCCCCCCCAGGAUCCACACAGGUUUUCCAGGCCCCAGGGUUGCGCCUCAGCCCCAGCCCCAGCCCCAUCCUACACGAGCAACGUUUGGGCCUCAGCCUCCACCACAGCCUCUUCCACUCCAGCACCCACACCUCUUCCCUCCCCAGGCCCCAGGCCCCCUUCCCCCUCAGCCACCCUUCCCUUUUACCCCUCAGCCUGGUGUCCUAGGGCAGGUGCCACCCCCCAUGCACACUCAGCUCUAUCCAGGCCCUGCACAAGACCCUCUGCCCCCUCGCUCAGGGGCUCUGCCUUUCCGAAGUCCUGGGCCCCCUCAGCCUCCCCAUCCCACCUUGGCAUAUGGCCCUGCCCCAUCCCCCAGGCCCCUGGGUCCCCAGGUUGCCCCUCUUGCCAUCCGAGGCCCCCCACCUGCCAGCCAGCCCACCCCCAGUCCCCACCUGGUGCCUUCACCUGCCCCAUCCCCAGCACCUGGCCCGGUUUCCCCUCGGCCGCCUGCAGCAGAGCCACCCCCGUGCCCACGCCGAGGCUCUGCAGCUGCAGACCUGCUCUCCUCCAGCCCCGAGAGCCAGCACGGUGGCUCCCAGCCUCCAGGAGGUGGCCAGCCCCUGCUGCAGCCCACCAAGGUAGACGCAGCAGAGGGCCGUAGGCCUCAGGCGCUGCGACUGAUUGAACGGGACCCUUAUGAGCACCCCGAGAGGCUCCAGCAGCUGCAGCAGGAACUAGAGGCCUUUAGGGGCCAGUUAGGGGAUGCAGGGGCUCUGGACACUGUGUGGCGGGAGCUGCAGGAUGCACAGGAGCACGAUGCUCGGGGCCGGUCUAUUGCCAUCGCCCGCUGCUACUCCCUCAAGAACCGGCACCAGGACGUCAUGCCCUACGACAGUAACCGCGUGGUCCUGCGCUCCGGCAAGGACGACUACAUCAACGCCAGCCGCUUGGAGGGGCUCUCGCCAUAUUGCCCGCCCUUGGUGGCCACACAGGCCCCACUGCCCGGCACAGCGGCUGAUUUCUGGCUCAUGGUGCAUGAGCAGAAGGUGUCAGUUAUUGUCAUGCUGGUUUCCGAGGCGGAGAUGGAGAAGCAAAAGGUGACCCGCUACUUCCCCACGGAGAGGGGCCAGUCCAUGGUGCACGGGGCCCUCAGCUUGGCCCUGAGCAGCGUGCGGACCACUGAAACCCAUGUGGAGCGUGUGCUGAGCCUGCAGUUCCGGGACCAGAGCCUCAAGCGCUCCCUCGUGCACCUGCAUUUCCCCACCUGGCCUGAGCUAGGCCUCCCAGACAACCCCAGCAACCUGCUGCGAUUCAUCCAGGAGGUGCACGCACACUACCUGCACCAGAGGCCCCUGCAUACCCCUAUCGUCGUGCACUGCAGCUCUGGUGUGGGCCGCACGGGGGCCUUCGCCCUGCUCUAUGCGGCUGUGCAGGAGGUGGAGGCCGGGAACGGGAUCCCAGAGCUGCCUCAGCUGGUGCGGCGCAUGCGGCAGCAGAGGAAACACAUGCUGCAGGAGAAGCUGCACCUGAGGUUCUGUCACGAAGCGGUAGUGAGACACGUGGAGCAGGUCCUCCAGCGCCAUGGCCUGCCCCCUCCCUGCAAGCCCUCGGCCAACACUGGGGUCACUCAGAAGAACCACCUGCCUCAGGAUUCCCAGGACCUGGUCCUUGGAGGUGAUGUGCCCAUCAGCUCUAUCCAGGCCACUAUCGCCAAGCUGAGCAUCCGGCCAGCUGGAGGCGUGGAGGCCCUGGCUGCCAGUCUGCCAGGCCCCACAGAGCCCCCAGGCCCGCCUCCAGCCAGCCUCACAGAGCCCCCCCAGAUCCCCACCUCCUCCUCGCCGCCUCCGGCCUCCCCACUGCCAGAGGCACCCCAGCCUGAGGAGGUGGUGCCGGUGCCCGAGGCUCCCAGCCCAGCACCCCCUUCUUCUUCUUCUCUGGAGCUUCUGGCCUCCUUGACCCCUGAGGCUUUCUCCCUGGACAGCUCUUUGCGAGGAAAACAGCGGAUGAGCAAGCAGAACUUUCUACAAGCCCAUAACGGGCAGGGGCUUCGUGCUGCCCGGCCUGCCGAUGACCCUCUCAGCCUUCUAGACCCACUGUGGACACUCAACAAAACCUGA